This is a messenger RNA of Anopheles nili, 4830 nucleotides long. RefSeq names its product serine/threonine-protein kinase pakF (gene Pask). The record is from RefSeq and is a predicted model, not a curated record. Gene Ontology annotation, cellular component: cytosol; cytoplasm; nucleus. Gene Ontology annotation, molecular function: ATP binding; protein serine/threonine kinase activity. The coding region runs from base 1 to 4830 and encodes 1609 amino acids. Gene Ontology annotation, biological process: intracellular signal transduction; negative regulation of glycogen biosynthetic process; protein phosphorylation. The transcript has 7 exons. Lineage: Eukaryota; Metazoa; Arthropoda; Insecta; Diptera; Culicidae.
AUGGAAAGUAUUCAAGCCAGCAGCAACAGAAAAGAUGUUGAGCGUCACAAAUCCCCAAAAGUUAGCUCGGAAACGAAGCAACGCUUAAAUGUUAAUUGUUGUACUACCAGCAAAAAGAAAGCACUUUUUCGUCGGUGCCGUCCAAGGGAUGGUUAUCCUCAAGCGAAAUCAUCCCAGCUUAAACCAUACAAUGCAUUUACACCAUUAAAUGAGCUAGGUCAAACGUCUAUUAUUGUUCCUGGAGUAAACAACGGAUUUUGUAAUUCUUUCGAAGCAAACCAAAGCUAUCCAAGCGUAGGUAUCCGAAGAAGGUAUCUUCGACUAGUGCAAAAUCAGAUCAACACAAUUGUGUCCCCGAUAUUGCUUUCUUGCGAUUCAACAACCAACAUGGAUCGGGUUCGCGUUGACGGCUCAAAUGGUGUACGCUUUACAGCUUUCCGUCCGAAAGGUGGAUGCUAUCCGCCGCAAGCGGGUUCAGCAGCGCUACAAUACAACACCUCCUUCGUUGCAUCCACUUCUGAAUCGAUCGGUAGACUUCCAAAGAGCGACAUUAAUCCUAACAAAGCCGUCUUUACAAUAGAUUCAAAAACAUCGCGUAUACUAAUCGUAAAUCGUAAUGCCUGCGAGCUACUGGGGUACAAUUCGAAGGAGCUGUGCGGAAUGGAGUUCACUAGUUUGUUGCUGAGCAAGAACAAAAUGCACGUGUCUGCUUUAGCGGAAGGUCAGCUUAACAGUGAGGAUGGAACGGUGAUAAUACUAAGUGGAAAAGUGGUGGAGCUUGGCACAAAACAUGCGGACAAAAGUGUCGCCGUUUCGCUGUGGGUUAGACAGAUCGAUAACGAAGGCAAACGGUGCCUAGCUGUGGCCGAACCUGUAGAAAGGAGGGUUGCGCAAUUGCUUUUAGAUCAAAAUGGAUGCAUCAUCUCUGGUGAUAAUGAAGCCUUGAUGCUCUUUCAACUGGAUUCGGUAGACAAGUUCAUCGGGAUGGACGUAACACUGCUAAUACCCGCCAUCCAGUUGCCAGAUACGGCCGACAGUAGUCACCUGAUCGCCAAGCAUAUCAGAAAACAAAAGGCUACUGGCAAAACACAGGAUGGAGUUUCGUUUCCGUUAUGCCUCCUGAUCUCACAUCAUGAAACCGGAACCGGGACCACUGAUACCACUGACAGUGGCUUGUCGAAUCCAAACGCACUGUUGUACAUGGUGACGAUUUGGGUUUACACAAAUUUAUCUGGUCUAUUGGUUAUCGAUGAAAAUUCCGUGAUAGAAUCGUGCAAUCAUCAUUUCUCGAUGCUGAUGUUUGGCAUUCCCCAAAGCAAAACGAUAGGAGAGCACAUCACUAAGUUGAUACCCAACUUUGGGCAAGAAAGCGAUUGCUUCACGAGAAGCCGCAAUGCAACGCUUUCCUCGCUAGACAACGAUGAGUCUGAAACAGAGACAGACCACGUGGAGCUGGAGAACAACAAGGAUGGAAACUUCUUGCCAAAUUCAUUGAACGAUAGCAAACAUGAAGCCCCUUGUGGUCCGAUUAGUCCUGCAAAGGAACCACGCCAAGUUUGUCUUGAUUUUACUAACGCCUCGCACAGUGGCAAACGCUCCUACAACAAUUCGGUGGCGGGUGCUGGUAAAUUGCCACUUCCAGCUGUUUCGGUUACAGAAGAUUCAAGUGCACUCGAUAUGAGAUGUGUGAACAGUACAACGGGCAAGGCUUCUGAAGUAAAGGCCGAAAGCACAUAUUAUGCAGAGGACAAUAGCGAAAAUAAUCGAAAUUAUGCCAAUGUAACAAAUUCGCAAAACAGUCAUGCCUUAAAGCCCGGUACUUCAACAUUACCAGCAACAGCGCUACCGGUUGAUGUAUUAACUAGUUCGGCUACUUCAACAACAACACCAUCAGCAGCAGGAGACGUCGAUAGGGAAACGGUUAACAAGUCGUCUGUAUGCCACGUCUUGGCCUCAGAGGACAAUUCAAAUGUGAAUGAAUGUGAUUUGCUAACGCCUGUUAACGAAAAUUCUUUGUGUAUGAAUUUGUUAAAUUCAAAAAACAUCACCAUCAACGAAAACAAAAGUUCACUGUACACUUCGGAAGAUAUAAAUUUGGCACUGCUUAAAGAUAGUACACCGGCCAGUGCGCCACCUGUUAUGGUAACACCACGAUAUGUGAAACCGUUCGAGCUUUCCAAAGCAGGAGGAACGAUUGUUACUUCCACUCCUGCUGAUCAGCACAAACGCCAUUCAGCCGGUGGCGGUGGUAUUAACGAUGCAUUUGGGCAAAGAUCCGGCAACUCUGCCAAACGAAUAUCGUACGCUGAUGGCAAGUACAGAGGAGAAGCCAUUCAUCAUGAUGGUAACGUGAUAGAUAUUAUUUAUACCAUCUCGAGUCAGAUGCUACCAUGCGGUCGGAGGGUGUAUUGUAUUUGGAUUUGUCGAGAUCCGGAGUCGUCCUUCAACGUUUUGGAAGAUGCAAAUGUUACGCUUACCUUCAACAGCAUCACUAGCACGAUCGAUAACUCGAUGGGACAUGCUGGCAAGAGUACUACGGCGGCGGCAACAACGGUGAAUGCUAGCGGCGGUCAGAGUCGGCCAAAUUCGGUAUCUCUGGUAUCGCAAUGCGAGGAAGAGCAGGUAUUUGGGGAAUAUAACAAGCACUACACAACCAUUAAGCAAAUAGGCAAAGGCGCAUACGGUUAUGUGAAGCUUAGCUACCGCAACUCGGACCGACUGCUUGUGAUAUCGAAGUUCAUUUUGAAGGAAAAGCUUUGCUCCAAUUUUAUGAUCACCACUGAUGCCGAUAAAAAGGAUAUUCCUAUGGAGAUUUAUUUGUUGACGCACGUGCAACAUCGCAACAUCGUGACCGUGUUUGACGUGUUUGAGAAUGAAAAGUUUUUCCAACUCGUCAUGGAAGUGCACGGCUCGGGAAUGGAUCUGUUCGAGUUCAUUGACCGUCGGCCGGCUUUAACGGAAAAGCUGGGAUGUUAUAUAUUCCGCCAGAUUGCCAAUGCUGUUGAUUACCUGCACUCGCUAAAUAUUCUGCACCGCGACAUCAAGGAUGAAAACAUUAUCAUAGAUCAGCAUUUUCACGUGAAACUGAUCGACUUUGGUUCGGCCACCUUCAUGCAGGAGGGCAAACUGUUCUCUACGUUCUACGGUACGACGGAAUAUUGCAGCCCCGAGGUGCUGGCAGGAAAUAAGUACGCUGGACCUGAGCUAGAAAUGUGGUCCCUAGGAGUGACGUUGUACGUGCUGAUGUUUUUCGAGAACCCAUUUCUAGACAUCGAAGAAACAUUAAAGUCGGAGCUAAUCAUACCACAGGAGAUAAGUCCGGAAUUGGAGUACGUCCUGUUUGCGCUGCUCGAUAAGAACCCGAAAACACGAAUCUCUAUGAAAGCGUUGAUUGGGACUGAAUGGUUGAUGCAGGAUAUCAAUCCAUUAGCGUUUAACUUUGCCCAAAUAGUGCCCUGUGAAACGUACGAAGUAAAUCCUGAAAAGUACUACAACGGGCAGAUUUACUCUAGUCAAACUGGCCUUUCAACAUCGCCUCACAGCUUAUCGCUGGUGGACGACGAUGAAGACGACGACGACGACGAAGAUGACGGUUGCGAUGAAGAUGAUGAGCCUAAUGAUGAUGAUGAUGAGGUUAAUAUUGAUGAUUCUUUCAUCGAUCCGGAGGAACUACAGGAAGACAACUUUAUGCGCUGUCCAUUGUCAAACGAAGAGGAAAAUAACCUGGAUAGAUCUUGUGAUGAAUGCAAUGUUCGGGAACUUCAUAUCGCCAAUAGUAUAUCUUUGCAAGGCAACAACAGCCUCAAGAUGCAGCCUCACACUGACACGCUAAAAUCUUCCUUGUCACGUGUUAAGCAGAGCGGUUUAGCUGAAGACUCGUUGGCAGCAGACUCAGUUAAUACUCCUCCGCUGGUUUGCGCUGCAGGAGGUGGUGGUGAGAUAACGAAGCUCAUUUCCGCCGCCGCCGCCGGAAACAGUAGCAGCGUUGUUGUGUGUGGUCACGAUACUGUGUACAUGUCCAGUGUGUUAGAUUGUAACGAGCGUAUUCCUAACAAUAUGUCCUUAUCGGCGACUAUGCAAUGCAAUGCAAUGACAACAUCACUAUCGUCGUCGAUGCACACAAAUAGCAACGAAGAUACUAUCAAGCAGCAACCGCCUAAACCCUGCAAUCCCAUGCAAUGCAUGCAUGACUCUAGUUGUUGUACGACACCUUCUCUUGCACUACCGGCUUGUUCGAUACUGAUGUGCACCAUGGUGCCACCAUACUCGAUACUCAACAGUGGCGACAGCUGCUGCAGUAGCAUUACUAACAUGAGCAGCUGUUGUAGCUUGGAGGAACAUCAGCUACCGAACUACCACCAUUGUCAGGAUGAUAGCACAAGUAGCACGAGUGCUGCUGCUGAAACGCCCACAAAUGAAACGCCGGAGUUGGGCCAAGCACAAGCAUUUUUCACGAAACCUUCAUCCAUCAAGAAACACACAUUCGAUGAAGCAACUUCAAACUUGUUGCUGUUGGACACGCGACAUUAUGCGGCGUCGUCGUCUUCCACCAGUCCUUGCAGCUCUCUUACGUCCUCUAAAUCGGAGAACAACAUUUUCGAUGGACAUUUUGCCACGUUCAGCUCCAUAUAUGACGUUGUCAGCAUGGAUAACGUGACCGAUGCGGCGAGUGUGACUGCCCCGGAGCUGUCGGAUAUACUCCCGUUUCAUGGCUGUGCCAUUGACGAUCUUUCGCGGCCACCUCCACCGCUUUCGCUUCCCGUAGCGUUGAAAGGUAGCGUUAACAAUGGAGAACUUGUGCCGCCCCGCUGGCGAGUGGAGAAAAAAUAG